Messenger RNA from Bacidia gigantensis, 6951 nucleotides. RefSeq lists its product as uncharacterized. Gene Ontology annotation, cellular component: nuclear pore. Bases 1 to 6951 code for a protein of 2316 amino acids. The record is from RefSeq and is a predicted model, not a curated record. Gene Ontology annotation, biological process: mRNA export from nucleus; protein import into nucleus. Gene Ontology annotation, molecular function: structural constituent of nuclear pore. NCBI's taxonomy places the organism in Eukaryota, Fungi, Ascomycota, Lecanoromycetes, Lecanorales, Ramalinaceae. The transcript is spliced from 4 exons.
AUGGCGGUCGCCGAGCUUGACAUACCUCAACUUUCCACUUUCUGUGCCCUCCCUCAGACAUCCAUCAACACUAUCCUUGAUGCUCCAACGGCCGAACUCGUUCAGACAGUGCUGCGCAAUAUCUCUGCAAAGGCCAAAGAAUAUUAUGAGCUGAAAUCAGAAAGACUUCGCUCAAGCGUUGAAUUGGAAGCUACAGUACGAGGAUCAGAAACCAAGAACAAGACGCUAAAAGCCCAGCUUGCGAAAAGCGACAAUGAAGCUCGCGAAGUGAAGCAGAGGCUUCAAGAAGAAGAAACCGCACGAGCGUCAGUCGAAUCGGAGCUCCGUGAGCUUCGAACUUCAAGUUCCACUUCUGCGUCAGACUUAGAGGAACUCAAAGCUCGUGUUGACACUCUGGAAAGUACCAAUCGAGAGAAACUUUCGCUACUGGAUGCCAAGUCCAUCGCCCAUGACAACCUAGCUACUGAACUUGAAGCUCAACACCAGAAAAUCGUAGAUCUACGGAAGCAAGUCUCUACAUUAGAACAAUCACUUGAUGAAGAAAGGACUGCGUUGUCGGCAGCUAAAUUCAGGGAGGAAAAUCAAAAGUACUCCACGGAACAGCUACAAAGGAGGAACGACUACCUCGACAAUGAACUCAAAGCUAAAGCCAGCGAGCAGACUAAAUUCCGGAAGGAGAAGAGCAACCAGGUCGCUCAACUCGAGCGUGAAAAUGAGGAAUACUCGGCACAGAUUCGCCAAUUGCAGAAUACCGAAGCUAACAUUCGAAGAACGUUGGAAGAGGUCACGGAAAAGGCUGACGAGCGGUCUCAACGCAUCCUCAUCCUGCAGGAAGAAUUUCUACAGAAAGACAACAAUUUCCAGCUCGAGUUGGCUUCUGCCAAUCGUCUUGCUCAGCUACGAGAGAAUUCUGCCACAGUUGAGCGUGAAAGGGCUCAAGAUCUCUCAAAUCAGCUGGAACAGAUCAGAGAGAGAGCCACCACGGAGAUUGGACGGAUCCAGGCUGAACUCGACACCGAGCACAACACGAAGGAGGAGGCAGAGAAUAAGGUAGCAGAACUUGAAGUGCAAGUCGAGCACCUGCAAGCUGACAUUGCCAAUGUGCAUGACCGCGAGCUAGCGCCAAGCACGCCUCACAAGGGAGUCAAUGGGUUUCACGCAAUGUCUCCAGCUGCAGACGAUGGGACACCUCGAUCUUUCUCACCUGGGUCAUCGCGCUUGAAAGGUAGCUUCAGCAUGACUCGUCUUGUAAGCGAAAACAAUGAGCUUAAGCGCCAGGCAAAUGUCGAAAAACGUAGGAAUGAACAAUUAACAAGCACUAUCGACGGCUUGAUGGCCGACAUGGAAAGCCAGUCCCCUGUGAUCGAGGAUCUCAAGACGGAACAUGUUCGACUAGAAUCCGAGGUAACGGAGCUCUCUUCGUUGAUCGACUCUCUCGGCAAAGAGCGUGACCAGGCUAUCAAGGCCGCCAAAAGGCAAGAAGGGCAAGUCGAUGUCAAAAUCCAGGAGAGCGAAAUCCUCCGCCAACAGCUCCGAGAUCUCAGUUCGCAGAUUAAGAUGCUACUGUUAGAGGCACACCUUCGCGACCAAGGACAACAGGACGUUAGUGCGGAAGGGCGUGCCCAACUGCAGCAAUUGGCGCUCGGCGAUGAAAAUACAGACUUAGCAGGAGGGACGCCAACGGACCGAUUCAUUAACGAGAACCUUGUGUCAUUCCGAGAUAUUGUAGAGCUCCAGGAACAAAAUAAUAAGCUACUGACUCUGACCCGAGAGAUCGGUCAGCGCAUGGAGCACGAAGAAGUCAUGCGAAAGGAGUCGGCGGCUGCACACAACUGGGAAGAUCUACAGCAGAAAUACGAGCGAUGCAAAGACGAAAUAAAAUCGCUUGUUACCCAAUCCCAGAGCUAUAUUCGAGAGCGCGAUAUGUUCCGGAACAUGUUGGCACACCGAGGGCAGCUGCCGCGCACUAAUGAUGGUGACUCUAUACUUGGCGAGAAAACGACGACCGCCUCCGUUCAAGAUCAGCUAAUGGACAGCAUCGAAGAAAGCUCCGCCUCACAAGACAAGCCUGACUAUGCGAAGUUGCUCAGAGACAUGCAAGCACAUCUUGAUGCUUAUAGAAACGAAACAGCGACAGACCGAUCCACCAUGAAGGAGCAAGUUGACGAGCUGUCCAAGAUUAAUAAUAACCUUCGGAGUGAAGCUAUGCGACAUGGUAACCAUGCCACUCUUGUAAACGAACGCAACGAAAUGCUUCAAUCAAAUUACAAUAUGCUCAAGAACGAGAAUGUCGAGCUCCAGAAGCGAUCACAGACUUACUAUGAAAGCGCUGCAAAGCAAGAUCUACGUGUCUCUCAAGCCGCCGAGGACUUGGUCGAGGCCCGUGGCAUCAUAGACAGCAUGAGGAACGAGACUGCUAACCUCAAAGCCGAAAAAGAGUUCUGGAAGAGCGUGGAGAAGCGAAUUACCGAUGAUAACGAAAACCUGAUUCAUGAGCGUGGUCGGCUAAAUUCCCUCAAUGCUAGCUUGCAGAGUUUGCUUAACGAGAGAGAGCAUUCAGACAAUGAAAUACGACGACGACUCCAGUCCCAGGUUGAUAGUCUUGAAGCAGAUCUACAGAAGACAACGACAAGUCUUCGGGAACAGACUGAGGAGAGUAAGCGCAUUUCUUCACGGCGGGAGUAUGAGGCAGAUCAAAAUCAGAAGCGGAUUGACGAUUUUGCCACAAGUCUCAGUAGUACCAAGGAAGAACUUGCUAAGGCAAGUAAUACAAAAGAUCACCUCACCCGCCAGGUGGAUGAAUUAACAAUAGAGCUUCGAAGUGCUAAGGAACGACUUGAUGUCCUGCAGACCGCAAGUACAUCCCGAAACACCUUGGAUUCUAACGCAGACGGGGCUCAAGAUUCGACUCUCAGCCAGGAGCAGGAGCUGAGCGUCAGGGUAUCGGAGCUACAAAGAGAUUGCGACUUGUUGAAUAAAGAGGUUGAAGACUUGAAAUCCCAAGUUGAGCAGUACAAAACCAUCAGCCAGGCUUCGGAAGAUGAGCUUAACAGUUUGAACGAGACUCAAGACCUUUUGCGUCAUGACACGGACCAACUUCUCGGCGAAAAAGAUAUGAAGAUUAAAGAAUUGGAUCAAAAAAAGCAGGAUAUUGCAGCUGAGCUGACCAAUGUCAAUGCCGAAGUGGCCGAACACCGUGAUAGACAAGCUCAAAACGAAAGAGGUCUCGAAGAGCAACGGAAGAAUUUUGAGAACCAAUUAGCGCAGGUGAAGGAUGAGGACGAGCGUCAUGCUGCGCAGGCCAAGUACUACCAGGAAGACCUCAAGAAACAAGCGGAAAUUGCUCGAGAAGCUCAAGAAAAUUACGAUCGGGAGCUUGUUAAGCAUGCCGACGCAAGGAAAGACUUGCAGCAAAUCCGAGCCGACCUCAAUGGUGUCAAGAUUGAAUUGGUAGAAGCAAAGACAACUGCUGAGACAGCGCGAUUGAGCCUUAGCCAGAACGAGGAGAGUUGGACUGAUACAAGCGACCGCUUGCAAAGGGAGAUUACAGAGCUCAGGUCGGCGAGACAGGACCUCAAAGUCCAGAAUGAUCGACUACAUCAACAGCUUGAGACUCUGACGGCAGUUCGAAAGCGUGUCGUCGAUGACCCAAAUCAAACCGAGGAUAUCUCAGCAAACGCCGGAUUGGAAAACUUGCAGGAGGUUGUCAAAUAUCUUCGACGCGAAAAAGAAAUCGUGGAUGUUCAGCUUGAAGUUUCGUCCCAAGAGGGAAAACGGCUUAAGCAGCAACUAGAUUAUAACCAGUCGCAGUUGGAUGACACGCGCCUGAAGUUGAACCAGCAACGUCGAACAGAGGCAGAAAGCGAACGCUCUUCUCUCGACCACAAGAAACUCUUGGAGACAAUUCAGGACCUAAAUACUCACCGUGAAUCAAAUGUAACGCUUAGAGCCGAGGUCCGACAGGCCCAAAGCGGUCUUGCUGCCAGGUCAAAAGAAUUAGAUGAGCUGAGAGUGCAAUUAGAUCCUCUCAAGGAGGAAAUACAAGAUCUGAAAGGCGAGCGUGAGACUCAUGAGGCAGAGGUCAAGUUACACAAGGAGAACGCCGAUCGCUGGCAGGAACGAGCCCAGAACGUCCUCCAAAAGUAUGAUCGUAUCGAUCCUGCGGAAUUAGAGGCUCUCAAGGAGCAGAUCAAAGCUCUGGAAAUUGAAAGGGAAAAGCUACAGUCAUCGAAUCAAGCCUUACAAGAACAACUUGACGCAGCGAGAGGCCAGGCUACUGAGGCGCAAGAACAAACCACUGAGCGUGUUGAAACCAUGAGAGCUCGACUGACGGAGCAAUUUAAAGGUCGGUCGAAGACACUCUCGGACCGCAUCAAAGAGAAAGAUAUAACUCUAAAGGAGGCCGCAAUUGAGAAGCAAAAUCUUGUAGAACGCUUGACUGGCCUUUCAGAGCUACAGAAUCAAUUAGAGACAACAAAAGCAGAAAGGGAUGACGCCAUCAAGAAGGCAGAAGGGACAAAAGAUGUGUCUGCUACUAAAGCACAUACUGAAGGAGAAGAGGGUGAAGUGGACGAGGCUGAGGACCGCGAUCAGCCUAGAACCACGACUGACGCAAUCCAAAUCAAACUUCAGUCUACGGAGGCAAGGCUCAAUCAAGAGCUAGCUAGUCUAGCAAAUGUUCGAGAUGAGCUUUCCAUUUCAGAAGCAAGAGCGACAGAACUUCAAGCGCAGACUAGAGAACUUCAAACGACUAUUAAUCAAAUGGACACACAGAUAUCCCAGCUUCGAGAGUUGCAGAACAGACCGUCUGAAACUUCCAAUGUUGACGGUUUGGAGGCUCAAGUGACUAAAUUGAAGGAAGACCUUGUAUUGGCUCAAGCCGUCAACGCGUCUGCUGAUAAUGUGAACAUAUCAGAUGGAUCUAAAUCAAUUGCCGAACAAGUAUCAGAGCGUGCAGAUAUAGUACGCCAGGAAUUGGAGCGCCAACACCAAGAGAGUGUAAAAGCCAGCCAAGAGAAUUAUGAGAAACGUGCCACCAACAUGAAAAGCCAACUGACCAAGAAGUUGGUGGAAGGGAAAGCGCAGAUUCUGAAAGAUGCCGUAGCGGAGCACGAAAAGACCAUGCAAGCUUUGAGAGAUGACCACCAGCAAGAAUUAGAGAUCCUCCGGGUGAAAUACGAGGGCGAGAUAAAAGCACUUAAAACGUACGAGGGAGUCGGAUCAUCAGAGCAGCAAGGACCAUCGGCAGAGCAGAGUGUUGAGACGCCCGUCAAGGAAACCGUGGCAUUGAAAGCAGAAGAGCGACCUAGUGUAGCAAAUUGGAAACCGACAGAGGAAGAAGCUCGAUCAUUUGUACAAUCCAACGAAGUCAUCAGAAGCAUCCUCAGGGCUAACAUCUCGAACCAAGUCAACAAGCAAAAGGAGGCCUUGGUGAAAUCGACGAGAGAGGAGCACGAAAAACAUCUAACAGAACGACUGGCGGAAGUUCAACAAGCGGCCGAAGCUGCCAAAAGCUUAGCAAUUAAGAAUGAAUUGGAUCUGUAUGACAAAAAGAAGGCGGUCCAGCUUAAUGCGGCCAACAAUAGAGAAAAAUCAUCCCAGUUCAAGCUCCAAAUGGUUGGUAAAGCUGCCCAGGAUACUCCUCAGAAAGCGGUGAAGGAUGUUUGGGAUACGGUGAAAGAUGCAAAGCCUCCUCCGGCUACGAUGACGCAAACGCAGCAAGCUGCUCCUCAAUCAAACCCUUUCGCUCGACCGGUUUCAGGAACACAAGGCUCAACGGCUUCUCAACCAAAGCUCCAACAGCCUAGCGUCAAUCGUCAAUCGACAAACACCAGUGCCGUCAUUCGACCAAAUCAAUCUCAACCUCCUCCUCAGCCGUCUUCGCAAAGCACACGUCAGUCUAGCGGUAAGGGCACUGCUACAGCUUCCGGUAUAUUCGGUCAGCCAACCCCACUGCGACAGUCGCCUCAGCCCCCCUCACCUAAACCGCAGCCGCAAUCAGAAGCUCAGUCGGCAUCAAACGAGCCGUCGGCCAAGUCUUCGCAGCCUCCCAUCAAUGCUGACACUUCUCAGAGGCAGCCAUCUAGGGGACCUAGUCAAGCAAAUGCAGGUGCACCGAACGCUCCCUCAAGAUCUCAGCAAUCAGGGCUACCAGUGGCGAGGGGUGGGACCAUCCGCGGGAGUUCGCGAGGCCGAGGAACAUCCGGUAUUGGCCGUGGAGGUCCAACGGUGGAUACUAAUAGAGCUCAAGGCCAGCCGGCAAGUCGUGGUAGCCCAAAUAGUAGUGGGCUGAAUGCAGGUGCAAAACAGUUCGUUCCUGGGAACAAGAGGCCGCGAGAGGAUUCACAGGGUCCGCAAGGUACAGAUGGGUCAGGAAAGAGAGUCAAGGAAAGGCAACCCACAAGCUCGAGGCCGCCAACGCGCUACAGCCCCGAUGCACUGAUACACCCCACCAUUUCCCUGACGGGCAAGCAUCAGAUCACGGUCGGGCCCAAAGCAAUCCUUCAACUUCGCUCACACAUCGAUUCAACGUACACCUCAAUUAGCAUAGGGGCAGGUGCCAUCUUAGCCGAGCGUGCUAGUAUAGGGUAUCUCUCCCCUCCCACGCUUUCUUCGGGGUCUCCGCCUGCAGAAACCAUUGUCAUCGGCGACGGUGUCCUUAUCGAGACAAAUGCCACCGUCGAAGCAGCUUCAGUGGGAGCAUAUACAGUCGUAGAGGCGAGAGCAAAAUUAGGGAAAGGAGCGCUCAUAGGGGCCAACUGCAAAAUCUGCUCUUCAGUAGAGAUCGCGCCUGGGGAGGAAGUGGGGGAUGGGACAAUAGUGUGGGGCAGCGGGAGCUGGUCGGAAAGGAGAGCAGAGCCUUCAGGCAGAGGAUUGCAUGCUCCAACUCUGAGGAAAGGGAUGGUCGAGGCUUUGGGGGAGGGGUUAAGGGCCGCUUGGAGCGUGAAGUAG